AUGGCCGGUCCCCCGUGGCGAGCAUUCCUCAUCGGCUCGGCGGCCGUCACCGUCUUGGUGGCACUGCGCCAGCCCGUCUUCUCGAGAUGCAACCUCCUCUGCACCUUCGUCGGCCUCUUCGCCUUUCAAAUCUUCUCGUGGACCGUCUUCGUCGUCCUCUUGUUCCCCCAGUACUUCUCUAGCCUCCGCUCGCUCCCGGGGCCCAAGGACGACCACUGGUUGAUGGGGCAGGGCCUGAGGAUCAUACGCGAGCCGACCGGCGUGCCCAUGAUUGACUGGGUCAACAACAUUCCCCACGAGGGCGUCAUCCGCUACCGCGGUCUGUUCAACCAGGAGCGCCUCCUGAUCACGUCGCCCAAGGCCCUCGCCGAGGUGCUCGUCACGCGCAACUACGACUUCCGCAAGCCCGGCGCCGUCCGGUCCUCCAUCGGCCGCAUCCUCGGCAUCGGCGUGCUGCUGGCCGAGGGCGACGAGCACAAGGUCCAGCGCAAGAACCUCAUGCCCGCCUUCGCGUUCCGCCACGUCAAGGACCUGUACCCCCUCUUCUGGAGCAAGGCCUGCGAGGGCGUCGAGGCCAUCACCGAGGCCGUCCACGCCGAGGCCGCCAACGGCCCGCCCGAGGGGCUCUCCGACCCCGAAAAGGCCGCCCUGGGCCCCGACACCGCCGUCCUGGAGAUCGGCAGCUGGGCCUCGCGCACCACGCUCGACAUCAUCGGCAUGGCCGGCAUGGGCCGCGACUUCGGCGCCAUCCGCGACCCGUCCAACCCCCUGGCCCAGACGUACAAGCAGGUGUUCAAGCCGAGCCGCCAGGCCCGGCUGCUCACCCUGCUGGGCAUGCUCCUCCCCGGCCCCCUCGUCCACCACCUGCCCUUCCAGCGCAACGGCGACAUCGCCAAGGCCGCCGGCACCAUCCGCACCACCUGCCGCGAGCUCAUCCGCGAGAAGCAGGAGAAGCGGAACCGCAAGGAGCUCACCGACGUCGACAUCCUCUCCGUCGCCCUCGAGUCGGGCUACUUCACCGAGGAGAACCUCGUCGACCAGAUGAUGACCUUCCUCGCCGCCGGCCACGAGACCACGGCCGCCGCCAUGAUGUGGGCCGUCUACUGCCUCUGCCUGCACCCGGACGUCCAGGCCAGGCUCCGCCGCGAGGUCCGCGAGCGCCUCCCCGCCCCCGGCACCCCCGGCGACAUCACCGCCCUCGACAUCGACCACAUGCCCUACCUCAACGCCGUCUGCAACGAGGUCCUCCGCUACUACUCCCCGGUGCCCAUGACCCUGCGCGAGGCCGUCGUCGACACCGUCAUCGACGGCCACAAGGUGCCCAAGGGCACCCGCAUCAUGCUCUGCCCGUGGGCGAUCAACAAGGACACCUCCCUGUGGGGAAGCGACGCCGGCCGCUUCGACCCGGAGCGCUGGCUGAGGAAGCGCUCGGCCGCCAGCGGCGGCGCCACGAGCAACUACGCCUUCAUGACGUUCCUGCACGGCCCGCGCAGCUGCAUCGGCCAGGGCUUCGCAAAGGCCGAGUUCGCCUGCAUCCUGGCCUCCUGGAUCGGCCGCUUCGAGUUCAGCCUGCGCCACAAGGAGGAGUACGACGAGAAGAACCUGGCCAUCAAGGGCGGCGUCACGGCCCGCCCGUCAAAGGGGCUGGACGUGUACGUCAAAGUCGUCGACGGGUGGUGA
Messenger RNA from Colletotrichum navitas, 1680 nucleotides. Its product is annotated as cytochrome P450. NCBI's taxonomy places the organism in Eukaryota, Fungi, Ascomycota, Sordariomycetes, Glomerellales, Glomerellaceae. The transcript is spliced from 3 exons. The record is from RefSeq and is a predicted model, not a curated record. The coding region runs from base 1 to 1680 and encodes 559 amino acids. Gene Ontology annotation, molecular function: monooxygenase activity; iron ion binding; oxidoreductase activity, acting on paired donors, with incorporation or reduction of molecular oxygen.